Vollenhovia emeryi is the source of this 730-nucleotide messenger RNA. RefSeq lists its product as uncharacterized. Bases 127 to 642 code for a protein of 171 amino acids. Lineage: Eukaryota; Metazoa; Arthropoda; Insecta; Hymenoptera; Formicidae. The transcript has 2 exons. Gene Ontology annotation, cellular component: nucleus; transcription regulator complex. The record is from RefSeq and is a predicted model, not a curated record. Gene Ontology annotation, biological process: regulation of transcription by RNA polymerase II.
GAUGAGAUUAAAAAUCAUCCCUGCUUGAGUGGAUUUACGAGACACUUCGUAGACCAAAAUUAUUAUUUCCAUCCGCAGUGCGAUAAGUAUAGUGGUGAAAUUACUGCAGAUGCUAAAUGUUAGAUUAUGUGUUUAUAUCAUCAUAUUUUUACAGAUGAUGGAUCGAUUAUUAGAAAAAGUCUUGUUGGAGGACAAGAGGUUCUCGUCGAAGAACAAGCCGAGCAGGAAGAAGCCGAGCAGGAAGAAGCCGAUCAGCUAAUGGUGGUGGAUACAAACAUCGAGAGUGACUGUUCGAACAGCAAUGAUUGUCCGAUGAACCUAGAGAGGAAAAUACGCAAUGAGGAAAUUCUUAUAGAGGAAGUACGGAAACGACCACCUCUUUGGAACUUUAAAUUGCACAUUUCCGAAAGGGGCGCCCGUACUAAGGAGAAGCUGUGGGAAGAGAUUGCUGUUAACAUGAAAGGAGAAAUGACUGUAGGUCAGAUCAAAAAGAAGUGGAAGUCAUUGUCUGAUAUGUUCAGGAGACAACGCAAAAUUCACAAUCAGCCUAGUGGUUCUAUGGCUAUCAAAAAAGUAAAAUGGCUUCACUACGAAAAGCUUAGUUUUCUACACGACAUGCAACUUGAAAACGUGUAUGUGUAAAUGCACUCUCAUACGUUUUAUAUAAAUGUAGUUUGUACAGUGGUUAAAAUGUUAUUAGUUUAACCUCUUUCUCUUUUAGGAGGAUAUC